Messenger RNA from Lotus japonicus, 2287 nucleotides. Its product is annotated as glutamyl-tRNA(Gln) amidotransferase subunit B, chloroplastic/mitochondrial-like. NCBI's taxonomy places the organism in Eukaryota, Viridiplantae, Streptophyta, Magnoliopsida, Fabales, Fabaceae. The transcript has 9 exons. The record is from RefSeq and is a predicted model, not a curated record. Gene Ontology annotation, molecular function: glutaminyl-tRNA synthase (glutamine-hydrolyzing) activity. Bases 228 to 1850 code for a protein of 540 amino acids. Gene Ontology annotation, biological process: glutaminyl-tRNAGln biosynthesis via transamidation; mitochondrial translation.
CUCUCAAUAAUAACAUUAGGUAUAUACAAGUUAAGCAUGUAUACACAACCCACAACUCUAAAAGGAUAAAAUUUGCAGAAGAAAAAUUGUCCAAAUUUCUACACUCUUGAAUAGUCAUUUUGGAACGCUUGCAGUAGAUAUAGCCAUCAUUCCGCACCACUAGCCAUCGUGAGCAACCCUCCCACAUUAGUGGCUUCGAUUUUUAACGCUGUUCAGUUCCUUCCAGAAUGGCUUCCACAAUCUUCAGAACCUUCCAACUUCACCCCUUUCUGCUUUGUCCAGCAUCAUUUCUCAGAACAACAAAUGGGGUGGUUUUGCGCUGCGCAUCAUCAGACACCCAACAGCGGCAACCACAAACCAAGGUUUCAACCCAGUACAAGAAACUUGACAAAAUCCCAAAAGACUAUGAAGCUGUCAUUGGCAUUGAAACCCAUGUUCAGCUCUCUACUCUCACCAAAGCAUUCUGUGGUUGCCCUUAUAGUUAUGGGUCACCUCCCAAUACCACUGUCUGUCCUGUUUGUAUGGGCUUGCCUGGUGCUUUGCCUGUUUUGAACUCCAAGGUUAUUGACUUUGCUGUCAAGCUGGGCCUUGCUCUUAACUGUAACUUGUCUUUCAACUCCAAGUUUGAUAGGAAGCAGUAUUUCUACCCUGACCUUCCUAAAGGGUAUCAGAUUUCUCAAUUUGAUGUGCCUAUUGCUGCUGGUGGCUACCUUCAUGUGGAUAUUCCACUGGAGUUUGGUGGAGGCCACAGGAAGUUUGGCAUUACAAGGGUUCACAUGGAAGAGGAUGCUGGGAAGCUCCUACAUACAGAGAAUGAGAAUUACUCUCAGGUUGAUCUAAAUAGGGCAGGGGUGCCUUUGCUUGAGAUAGUUUCUGAGCCUGACAUGAGAAACGGUAUUGAAGCGGCAGAAUACGCAGCAGAAAUACAGAGAUUGGUACGAUAUUUAGGAGUGAGCAAUGGCAAUAUGCAAGAAGGUUCUCUUCGUUGUGAUGUAAAUGUAUCAAUACGGCCCAUUGGGCAAUCAAAGUUCGGGACAAAGGUUGAAAUAAAAAAUUUGAACUCAUUUUCAGCAGUAAGCAGAGCUAUUGAUUUUGAAAUUGCAAGGCAGGUGCAACUCCAUAGUAAUGGCCAGGAAGAUCAGAUAGUACAGGAAACUCGUCUAUGGGAAGAAGGCUCUCAGAGAACAAUUACAAUGAGGAUAAAGGAAGGGCUCGCUGAUUAUCGGUAUUUUCCCGAACCAGACCUUCCAGCUGUAAUCGUUUCCCAGGAAUAUGUUGAUGGUAUUCGAAAUUCUUUACCAGAGCUUCCAGAAGAAAAGCGUAGAAGAUAUGAAAAGAUGGGCUUAAGCAUGCAAGAUGUUCUCUUCUUGGCUAAUGAUCAAAAUAUUGCAGAAUUUUUUGAUGCUACUCUUGCAAAGGGUGCUGAUGCAAAGCUAGUUGCCAACUGGAUAAUGAGUGAUAUUGCUGCCUUCAUGAAAAAUGAGAAGUUGAGCAUAAAUGAAAUAAAACUUACGCCUGAAGAGUUGUCUGAGUUGAUAGCUUCCAUUAAAGGUGGAAUCAUCACUGGCAAGAUCGGGAAGGAGAUACUAUUUGAGCUAUUAGCCAAGGGUGGCAGUGUCAAGGAACUCAUAGAGAAAAAGGACUUGGUUCAGAUAGCAGAUCCUGCUGAGAUUGAAAAAAUGGUGGACAAAGUGAUUGCUGAGAAUCCAAAACAAGUAGAGCAAUAUCGAGGAGGGAAAACUAAACUGCAAGGCUUUUUUGCUGGCCAGGUAAUGAAGUUAUCUAAAGGCAAGGCAAAUCCUGGUCUCCUUAACAAGAUCCUCUUGGAGAAAUUGAAUUCAAAGAGCUGAUGCAUGCUACACGCUUUUUAGUCAUGAGAAAGAUAUAGACAUACAUUUUCCAAUUCGAUGCAUGGCUUCUUGCUGAGUUCAUGAAAUAGAUUCUGAAGGUUUUCCACAUCAGCUAUUGAGACUUGGGUGCUCUGUCCUUGUUUUCUUCUGCAGAGGACAUAACCAUUAUCUGAGGUGAUUUAAAAGGACAUGCAGCUUCUCAACCAUGCGGUUGAUAUCUCAAGUUAAUUGAUGGCUUCAAAAUUUCUUGAUGUAUCUCAAUGUAUUUUGAUUUUAGAAUGAGAAUAAUUUAAUAUUCUCUCUUUUGCUCAUACAAUAACAAGAGAGCAUACGUGUACCUUUUGCACAAUUGGCAGUUUUUGCUCCUACUCUACAUGAAUUCAUCUUCUGAUUAAUUUUAUUGAAGAAAUUACAUGAAAUAGUUUUUGUUUUCACUA